This is a messenger RNA of Solanum stenotomum, 985 nucleotides long. RefSeq names its product tRNA-specific adenosine deaminase TAD2. Bases 8 to 661 code for a protein of 217 amino acids. Lineage: Eukaryota; Viridiplantae; Streptophyta; Magnoliopsida; Solanales; Solanaceae. Gene Ontology annotation, biological process: tRNA wobble adenosine to inosine editing. The record is from RefSeq and is a predicted model, not a curated record. Gene Ontology annotation, molecular function: zinc ion binding; tRNA-specific adenosine-34 deaminase activity. The transcript has 8 exons.
AUAUAACAUGGAAGAUUUUUCACAUACUAAAAACGUAGAGCAGCUUGUACCAACUCCGGCCAACUCCGCCGUCCUAAACAACAACCAGAUGGCGAGCUAUGCGAAAGAGACAUUUGAAUUUAUGAAGCUUGCUUUAGAACAGGCAAAUGAUGCAUUAGCCAAUCUUGAAGUUCCAGUUGGCUGCGUCUUUGUUGAGGAUGGGGAAGUCAUUGCCUCAGGAAGAAAUCGAACAACUGAAACAAGAAAUGCUACAAGACAUGCAGAGAUGGAAGCAAUUGAUUUUCUAGUUCAACAGUGGCAGAAAAAUGGACUUUCACCUCUUGAAGUUUCUGAAAGAUUCUCAAAGUGCAUUCUGUAUGUCACCUGUGAGCCAUGUAUAAUGUGCGCAGCAGCCUUGUCAUAUCUUGGAAUAAAGGAGGCAUAUUAUGGAUGUGCAAAUGAUAAAUUUGGAGGCUGUGGAUCUGUACUAUCACUGCAUACCAGCAGCUCUAAUCUUCCAACUAGUUCAAAACAUAACAGUGAAUUAGCCUCAUCAAAAAAGGGUUUCAAAUGCACUGGGGGAAUAAUGGCUUCUGAAGCAGUUUCUCUUCUUCGGAGCUUCUAUGAGCAAGGAAAUCCAAAUGCACCAAAGCCUCACAGACCUCUAAAGCAGCAAGUAUAGAAGUACCAAGUGUCCGUAUUCCUUCAACUUCUGGUACAAUUUGUUGGUUUUCAUCCAAUAUUGGUACAGUUUUACAUUAUUGAUUAUUUAUAAAAUUAGUUUAACUUUACUUGAUUAUCGAUUGCUUUAAUAGGAAGGGCUAUACGGUUAAGUAAAGGGGGAAGUGUAAACAUAUUGAUAUUUGAGACCACCAUUUAUGUCAUAGCUUAAUUUUAUAAAUUUUUUUAAGUUUAGUCAUUCCAUACGACAAGGCAUGGAAGACUGAAGUUGUAAAAAGAUUGUAACUAAAUUUGGCAUAUUGAUGUGCAAGCAAACUUUUGAUUA